GCUGGCAGAGGCGCCGCGGCGAGGUGGCGGGCUGCGUGCGCGAGCGGGGCGGCCGCCUCCCGGCCCGGAGAUCGGAGAGGCCGUUUGGGCUGGGUGCUCCGGCUCCGAGGGCACGGUUCGUGGCCAGGGCCGCGGAGCUGAGCUUCAGGCACUUUUGGGGGAAUAUCUGGAGGCCCGGCCGGGCCAAGGCGCUGGGGGUCUUGAGCAGACCCGGGAGAAGAGUAUUAUUGCUGAAGUCCGUGGGUAGGGCGCUGGUGGAGGGCGACAGUGGGCGAGGACAGGCACUGCCAGGGCUGGCAUGAGUGGAGGGGGACAAGGAGGGCUGGAGUUUGAGUCUGAGCCUGAUUUGGGAGGUCCGUGGCAGUGGGUGGGUUGAUGAGUCAUGAGAUUUGGAGAUCAGAGAAGCCUUUCCUGAGUGAGGGAGAUAAAAAGGGCCAGGAUUUGGAGGUGGCUUGGAGGCCACGUCUUUGGACAGUAGGUGUUGAAAUGGCCACCAAUACCCAUGUGAGGGACUUUGGGAGCAACGUCUCAAAGUGCUGUUGAUUCCGAAGCUUUGGCUGGGGGUGACGUAAAGGAAGGUCUUUGUGGUGGCCAGUCCCUGCCUUCCUUCCUUUCCAGGCCUUCAGGAUUCAGCUGUGUUCCUGUGGGGAGUGGGUUAAAAAUUCCUCUGGCCUACAAUCAGCCUUACAGCACCCAUGGGGUAGGAGGGACAAACAUGCGUGACUGCAGCAGCCUUGUCUGUGUGGAGCCCCAGCGCUUCCUCACCGUUACCACAGAAACAGCCUAUUGAUGGUGCAUUUAUAGGGGAAGAAGCAGGCGCUACAUUUUGGGGAGGAGGCCUCAGAGCAGCAGCAGCAGUGAUGGAUGGUGGCCACGAAAUUGCUCAUUGGAGGAGUUCCUGGCUUGUUUGAAGCUUAAAAAUGAAUGGAUGGCUUUUGCAGGCAACUGAGACACUGGAUAUGAGAGAACAUGAUGGCAGUGUUUCUGGAGGCCAAGAACGCCCAUUCAGUCCUGAAACGAUUCCCUCGUGCCAAUGAGUUCCUGGAGGAGCUGCGCCAGGGUGCCAUCGAGCGGGAGUGCAUGGAGGAGAUCUGCAGCUAUGAGGAGGUCAAGGAGGUGUUUGAGGACAAGGAGAAGACGAUGGAGUUCUGGAAGGGGUACCCGAAUGCAGUCUACUCAGUCCGAGACCCUGCGCAAAGCUCAGACGCCAUGUACGUGGUUGUGCCCCUUCUGGGGGUCGCGUUGCUGAUUGUCAUUGCCUUGUUCAUCAUCUGGAGGUGCCAGCUGCAGAAAGCCACCCGUCAUCACCCGUCGUAUGCUCAGAACCGGUACCUAGCCAGUCGCGCUGGGCACAGCCUCCCCCGGGUCAUGGUGUACCGGGGCACUGUGCAUAGCCAGGGGGAGUCCUCUGGGCACCGUGAGGCAGGGAGCAACGCACAGGUGGUGCUGGGGCCCAGUCGGGGGGGCAGAACCACGGUCCGCCUCGAGAGCACCCUCUACCUCCCUGAGCUCUCUCUCUCCAGACUGUCCAGUGCCACCCCUCCGCCAUCCUAUGAGGAGGUGACUGCACCCCAGGAGAGCAGCAGUGAGGAGGUGAGUGUCUCUUACAGUGACCCACCUCCAAAAUACGAGGAAAUAGUGGCCGCCAACCCUGGCUCCAACAAGUAGUGGGACUCAUGUCCUGUCCGGUGUGAAAGCCUCUUUCAGGGGUCUCCUAUUUUCUUUUUAACUUUUUAAAGACUUUGCCACCACAAAACAGCCUUAGCCUCCUUGUUGCCAAAUACUUUCCUAACCGUGCAUUCAUAAGAAGUGAAUUGUCAGAGACAGGUGGAGGGAGGAAGAGAACACACAUGUGUCCAGGCCUCUGUGGGGAGCCACAGGCCGCGGAGCCCAGCUCUUCCAGAAGCCUCCAAGCCGCCCGCCAUCCUGUCCUCCUGUCGGGAGCCGGCUUCUCUUAUGCCAAAGGAGUCACCCCAUUGAGUUGAUUGUGGCCAGCGUGUUCAUAGGCUCAGGACCCAGGGCCGUGCAGCUGGCUGGAGACCUGUCUUGGGUCUGGAGGCCUAGGCCGCAGAGAGGAGGGAGAGAAGCCAGCCCUUGAGCACCCUUGCUUCUCAACAGUCCUGUGCUGCUGUCCUGGCCUACAUUUUGAGGACAGGAGCAAGGACUCAGCAGAAAACAAAAAGAAUUAACAAUAAAUAAAUGGCAAACACAUUAAAACACUAUAUCCUGGGCUAUUGGUGGAGGAGCAGGGGGAAUCAGUCACACAGAUCUAUGACCCGCCCAUCUCCCAACACCCAUCCCCCACACUCCUGCCCAGGUCAAAGGAAAGCCCAGAGCAACCUGGAAGGGGGACAGAGUGUGUGGGGCGGGGGGCUGGGGCUGGCUGGCCGGCUGCCUCUUCUAGAUUGGGAAGGGGCCGUCAGGAACUUGCCAUCUGGGAGGGCGGCUCUGGCUGUGCUUGGCCCCCUCUAGACCUUGGCUGUCCAGACACAUGUGCCGGCCGUGCUGAAACUGCUACCCACUGGCAUGUGCCCAGUCAUAGGCCCGCGAAAGCCAACACUUCUGAGCCAGCCUCCAAAUGUUUGCGGUUUGGGGUACAGGCUGGGUCAGAGAACUGUAGUUUUCUCCUUGUGAAGUUGAUUGGCUAAGAGGAUAAUUAAACCCUCAGUCUUGGCCUCCAUAGCACUGUGCUCCCUGGCUUUGAACUUCUAGGAUACUUCCGUUUUUGUGAGUGGUUGCAUUGACUUGAACUUGGACUUCAGAUGUUGAUUUUACCUUAAUGAUGGUGCUCACCUGGGGAGAAGAUCCUACAGUGUCCCUGUUAGAAAUUGUUUUGUGGGAGAGACUGGUGAAGCUGAUGACCUGGGGCUGAAGGCCCACCUGGGAUUUGCUGUGUCGUUGCCAGGUGCCAGCCCAUUUUAGAAACCCCUUUCUGCGGCCCAGGAGCUGUCCACCUCUCCAUUUCAAUGAGGUUUCACAGCAGUGGGGCAGAGGGGACCUUCCCUUUAACUGUCAGACACCACACAAAAGACACUGUCGAGGCCUACUCCCCCAAUCCCUCCACCUCCCUCCUCCUGGCCUCGGCGCCAAACCACUUGUCCUCUGUGGUGCUUUAAAAAAUGUAGCAAAUACUUGUGAGGCCCCAAAGAGUGCACAGCCAGGGUCUAUUGGCAACCACAGCAGUUUCAACGCCACUGAGAAGACAAGCUUCUUUCUAUCUGAACAGCUCUCCAUGGCAGGCAUCAGGCUGCCUUCUUAGCGUGCAGCCCUGCCUUGCGGCCCCAGACGACUUCUGGAGGCCCCUGCAGCCCUGGGGACUUGUCCCAGGACAUGCUUCAUGUCCCACCGAGACCACCAGCUUGGGCAGCCUGGCCCUGUAGUUGGGCUUUUCCAUCCUUCCCCCUACCUCACAGGCCUGUGGGAGGCUGACUCAGCUAAUGCCUGUGCGCUUUGCCCUUAGGAAGAUUCUUCUAGAAAUGGGUCGGUUAUAGGGGACCAGUCUUAGCAGAGGCCUUCGUAUGACUCUGAUGUCUAGUCUCAACCUGGGUAGUCAGUCCCCUGCCAGCUGACCCCUUCUGUCCUCACCCCUGCCCUGGGAGCUCCCCGAUGCCAGAGGUGCUGGCCAGGCGGCAUUCCACCUUCCCUUCUUUUCCUCCCUCUGGGCCACUAGCACCGCACUCCUGCCCUUCCUCACAAAGGCAUGUGGGGCCUAGAAGGCCGCUCCUUUUUCCAUGAUGGCAGCUGGAGUCACUCCUACUCGGCCACGUGGAGGACCUGGGGCAGCCUGAAGCUCUGGGCCAGCCCCUGCUCUCCCAGCAUUUCCUCAAGCAGGUGCCUGCGUGGGACCUGGGAGCAUGGGAGAAGACGCCUGCCCCUGUGUGUUUCCUCCCCACUGAGCAGAGCCGAAGGGAGCAUGCGGAGGAAUGCCUGCUGCCUUUGGCGUCUGUUGAGCCCUUCCCUGCCGAGCCACCAGGGAGCUGCAGCCGGGUGGGGAUGAGAGAGAGCAGGAAGCCGGAGCCCGGCCUGGUGGAGGGCAGCACGUGUCCCUAAAGCCCUGUGUGCUCUGCUUCAGGCGCCUUGCGGGGCUCUUCUAGGUGCAGGUGCCACCAUGGCCUCUGGGAUGUUUUUUGCAGCGUAUUGUAGAAGAAAGACUGCCACACACAGUGGUCAUGACUCAUUGUGGUGCACGUUUGGCUUUUAUGAAUGCUCUGCACCUAUCUUGUCAAACUGUCUUCAUAUGGGUGUUGUUUUGAUACAGUGCUAAAUCUGCAGUAGCCACAUCUUUGUUCAUGGACUUGUGCGCGUGUGUGUGUGCGUAUACCUGUGUGCACGUUGCCUUUUCUCACAUGCUUAUCUGAAACAAUAGCCAGUGUGUGGCUAUAUUUGUACCAGGAGGGUUCCGGUCUGAAGGGGGGAAUGUCGCCUCCGGGGGCUGGGCAGCCUGGCGCCAGGGCCCUGGGCAAGGAAAGCUGAGAGCAGCUGCGGGAGCCUCUGCCCCUUUCAGAAAAGGCUUUGGAAGAAACUGAGGCAGCUCCAUCUCGUGGGCCCCUGCCCUGGGGACCUUCGGGCACGGUGCCUCUUGCCUGGGCCCCGGCUCCUGUUCUCUGGGUGUCAGCAGCUGAAGGAAAUCUGAGCACUCCUGAGCAUUUUUAUUUUUAUUUAAAAAACUUUUUUUUGGUGGAAAGAUGUGUGACUGUUAACUUUGGGAAUGGCGGGGCUAGUUGUUGAGAUAUUUUUCAUUAAAAAAAGGAAAAGGCUUUAAAAAUUUCCUUGAAAUAUGACUGUCACUUGUUUUCAACCAAAAACUUUUUAAGACUUUCAAAAACAAGAAUGGCAAUCCUUCCCCUCCUCUGCUGCUCUUCCUCACUGGGGGGUUUCAAGAGAGCACGGCCGGCAGGCUGACCUAAGGCCAGGGGCCUCCCCUUCCACUGGCCAUUAGUGUGAGUUCCUCAGGGUGCCCAACUGUUUGGAUGGUGGCUUUUUGGUAACCAACUGUGACGGAUUUGGGAGAGGAACGUGUCUUUGUGUUAAGGAGUUGGAGCCAGAUGGUUCCUCUCUGGCUCAGGGCUUGAUCUUUUGACAACCAAAUGGCAUAUCCUAUGAGAAGAAAAAAAACAACACUGCCUCUAGAUUGUUCUUUUGUCUGGGAGAGAGAGCAUGAGUGAGAUCAUUGAGAGAGACUCCUUUCCCUACUCUCUGGCUGUCUGGGAGCCGGCCUGUGUUCUCUCCUGUGCUCUUAUGUUCAAGGCCGAGAUAGGAGAGCUGGACAGCAAGGCUGCUGGCCUAGGCUGCUCUUCACCUUGACAAGUAAUGAAGCUCCAUGUCAGGAUCAUGCUGAUUCAGAAACAAGCACAUUCUUGCCACUGAACUCUAGUCACACUAAUCAGUAUAAUUAGCUAAUUAAAAAGUACUGUAAUCAGGCUGCCUGCAACUAUGGUAAAAGCCCAUUAAUUUGAAGCCCACUAAUUCAGAACUUAGAGAAAAUCACGACCUCACAGAAUUCAGGGUAUCUGCGAUUCUUGCUCCAUAGAAAUAUUUGAAAUACUCUCCCCUGUAGUCUAUUUCCAGGGUCAUAUGUGUAAGACGGAUCUUGUUUGAAAUGAGUACUUUUUUCAAAUAAAGGCUCAAGAUACUAAGGA
Messenger RNA from Manis pentadactyla (Chinese pangolin), 5639 nucleotides. RefSeq names its product proline rich and Gla domain 3 (gene PRRG3). Gene Ontology annotation, molecular function: calcium ion binding. The transcript has 4 exons. The record is from RefSeq and is a predicted model, not a curated record. Bases 970 to 1668 code for a protein of 232 amino acids. Lineage: Eukaryota; Metazoa; Chordata; Mammalia; Pholidota; Manidae. Gene Ontology annotation, cellular component: extracellular region.